This is a messenger RNA of Hermetia illucens (black soldier fly), 4287 nucleotides long. It is a transcript of the gene CPSF1, whose product is annotated as cleavage and polyadenylation specificity factor subunit 1. Bases 1 to 4287 code for a protein of 1428 amino acids. Gene Ontology annotation, molecular function: nucleic acid binding; protein binding. The transcript is spliced from 23 exons. Lineage: Eukaryota; Metazoa; Arthropoda; Insecta; Diptera; Stratiomyidae. Gene Ontology annotation, cellular component: mRNA cleavage and polyadenylation specificity factor complex; nucleus. The record is from RefSeq and is a predicted model, not a curated record.
AUGUUUUCGCUUUGUAAGCAAAGUCACCCCGCUACAGGCGUUGAACAUGCGAUUUGCUGUAACUUUUUUAAUAAUGCUGAAAGAAAUUUGGUUACUGCUGGUGCGAAUAUAUUGAAAGUCUACAGAAUCAUUCCGGAUGUCGAGCCCAAUAAUAAAGAGAAAUUUACCGACCACAGACCACCUAAAAUGCGAUUGGAGUGCUUGUCUUCGUACAAACUAUACGGAAACGUCAUGUCCUUGCAGCAUGUUUCGCUGUCCGGCUCCCAACGGGACGCGAUUUUGAUUAGUUUCAGAGAAGCGAAGUUAUCAGUGGUCCAACACGAUCCCGACACGUUUGCUUUGAAAACGUUAUCCCUGCAUUAUUUCGAAGAAGAAGAUAUAAAGGGUGGCUGGACAGGACAUUACCAUAUUCCUAUGGUUCGUGUAGACCCCGAUAACCGCUGUGCUGUUAUGCUAGUAUACGGCAGAAAACUGGUGGUUUUACCUUUCAGAAAAGACAGCAGUUUGGACGAGAUAGAAAUCCAGGAUGUGAAGCCAAUCAAGAAGAUGCCCACGCAGCUGAUUGCAAGAACGCCGAUCCUGGCGUCGUAUAUUAUAACGUUGAAAGAGCUGGACGAAAAGAUUGACAACGUCAUCGACAUCCAAUUUCUACAUGGCUACUAUGAGCCUACGAUCUUGAUCUUGUACGAACCAGUGCGAACUUUCCCGGGACGUAUUGCUGUGAGGUCUGAUACUUGUACAAUGGUCGCACUCUCUCUCAACAUUCAACAGCGAGUACAUCCGGUAAUUUGGACAGUUGCAUCACUUCCUUUUGACUGUCUGCAAGCGCUUCCAGUUCAAAAACCAAUGGGUGGCUGUUUAAUUGCUUCUACAAAUGCACUUAUCUAUUUGAAUCAAAGUGUCCCGCCGUACGGUGUAAGUUUAAAUAGCACUGCAGAUCAUAGCACCGCCUUCCCGCUGAAGCCACAGGACGGCGUUAAAAUUAGUCUGGAUGCAGCGCAGAUUACGUUUAUUGAUAUAGACAAGCUAGUGCUGUCCUUAAAAACAGGCGAAUUAUAUGUCUUAACGUUGUGCGCUGACUCCAUGCGCAGCGUUCGCAGUUUUCACUUCCAUAAAGCAGCUGCAAGUGUUUUAGCAAGCUGUAUUUGUGUCUGCCAGGAGGAAUACAUGUUUUUGGGUUCCCGACUCGGAAAUUCUUUGUUAUUACGCUUUACUGAGGAAGAUGAGAGUGGUAUUAUCACAAUUGAAGAUGACACAGAGAAAGAGAAGGAGAAAGAAAAAGAAUUACCAAAGAAACGGUUGGAGGAAGAAGAGCUUCAAGUGUAUGGAUCGGGAGUCAAAACGUCGGUACAAUUAACGAAAUACAUUUUCGAAGUAUGUGACAGUAUUUUGAACAUUGGACCAAUCGGUUACAUGACAAUCGGCGAAAGGGCACCUGAAAUGGAACCUUUAGAUCAUGAUAUGGAAGAUAAGCACAAUUCGUUCAAGGCCGAUUUGGAAGUUGUUACAUCAAGCGGUCAUGGGAAAAAUGGUGCUUUAUGUGUACUAGCCAACUCGGUAAAACCGCAAACAAUCACAAGCUUCGAAUUAUCAGGUUGCUUGGAUGUCUGGACCGUUCUCGAUGAACCUGCGAAGAAACAAAACAAAACCGAAGAAUUACAUGAUUUCAUGAUAAUUAGUCAAAAAACAUCGACUUUGGUGCUGCGGACAGGAGAGGAGAUCAACGAAAUAGAAAAUACUGGGUUUAGUACAAGUUUACCGACAGUUUUUGUAGGGAAUUUAGGAAACAAUCGGUUCAUCUUCCAAGUAACUACACGCAGUAUUAGAUUAUUGCAAGGUACUCGACUUCUACAAAAUGUUCCUAUCGAUGUUGGUUCACCAAUAGCAAACGCAUCGGUGGCGGAUCCAUAUGUCUGUAUUCGUGUGGUGAAUGGACAAGUUAUAACACUAGCAUUGCGUGAGACAAAAGGGUCGCCUCGACUUGCUGUGAAUAAGAAUACUAUCAGUAGUAUUCCCACUGUCGUUGGAAUCAGCGUUUAUCGUGACGUGUCAGGAUUAUUCACCAGCAAGUAUGAAGAUUUUGCAUCGAGUUCGAACGACAGUUCGCUCUAUCAAGGAAUUGGUUUGGGAUACAUGAAGCCUGAACCCAACAUGAAAAUCGAAGAUGAAGAAGAUCUCCUCUAUGGUGAAAGUGGAAGUGCAUUCAAAAUGAAUUCGAUGGCAGAUAUGGCAUUACAAUCGAAAACCAAGAACUCUGAUUGGUGGAGACGGCUACUACAACAGCCAAAACCGACAUACUGGUUGUUUGUUUCGCGAGAGAAUGGCAAUUUGGAAAUUUACUCAAUGCCUGAUUUGAAAUUGAUGUAUUUGAUAAAUAAUAUUGGCAAUGGGAAUAUGAUACUUUCAGAUUCGAUGGAGUUCAUUCCAAUGUCAUUUGCACAAUCAAUGGAUAGCUCGAACAAGAAAGCUGAUUUGUCGAGUAUUUCUCAAGGAGGCGCGGGCAUGAGUAGAGAAACCGUUGCUGUUGAAGUGUUAAUGGUUGCUUUGGGAAAUCAAGGGUCGCGGCCAAUGCUGUUUAUUCGAACACCUAGUGAGCUACUCAUUUACAGGGUUUACAAAUAUUCGAAAGGCCAUUUGAAAAUUCGGUUUAGAAAAAUGUCACAUGAGAUAAUUUUACCUCCGUCUCAAGAAAAUGAGAGAACAGACGAAAAUCUGUUUGCCCUGAAAGAAGAGAAUCUUAGCAGAAUCAGAUAUUUUGGAAACAUUGCGGGUUAUAACGGUGUGACAAUAUGUGGCGCAAAUCCAUUCUUCAUAUUUUUAACUUCUCGCGGGGAGUUAAGAACACACAAGGUCUUUGGGAACAUUCAUUUGAAAAGUUUUUCUGCAUUUAACAACAUCAAUUGUCGAAAUGGCUUUUUAUUUUUGGAUAAUUCAAAUGAGCUUCGAAUAUCAAUUUUGCCUACAUAUUUAUCAUAUGAUUCGCAUUGGCCACUUCGAAAAGUGCCAUUACGAUGUACAUCACGACAGGUUGUUUACCACAAAGAAACACAUGUCUAUUGUAUGGUGAUAGAAAACGAUCAGAUUAGCAAUAAAUACUAUAGGUUCAAUGGGGAGGACAAAGAACUAACAGAAGAAAGUAAAGGUGAAAGGUUCAUAUAUCCUACCAUAGCGAAGUUCAGCAUAGUUUUGGUUUCUCCAAGCUUUUGGGAAAUAAUUCCAGACGCAAAUAUAGAACUCGAUGAUUGGGAACAUGUGACAGCAUUCAAGAACGUGAGCUUAGCAUAUGAAGGAACUCGGUCUGGUCUUAAAGAAUAUUUAUGUGUGGGGACAAAUUACAACUACAGCGAAGACAUAACCUCACGCGGACGAAUUCUCAUCUAUGAUAUAAUUGAAGUAGUACCUGAGCCUGGAAAGCCUUUAACAAAAUUCAAACUGAAAGAAGUGUACGUGAAAGAGCAAAAGGGGCCCGUUUCAGCGAUCACUCAUGUUUUGGGAUUUUUGGUAACAGCUGUGGGUCAGAAAAUUUAUAUAUGGCAGCUGAAAGAUGACGAUUUAAUUGGCGUAGCCUUUAUCGAUACAAACAUCUAUGUCCAUCAGAUGAUUUCGGUGAAAUCCAUAAUAUUGGUUGCAGAUGUUUAUAAGUCAGUGAGCAUUAUACGUUUUCAGGAGGAAUACCGAACUUUAUCAUUGGUGUCGAGGGAUUUCCAAGCACUUAAUGUCUACGAUAUUGAAUUCAUGGUGGAUAAUAUGAAUUUAGGUUUCCUAGUGUCGGACAGUGAAGAGAAUUUCAUUAUAUUUAUGUAUCAACCAGAGUCCAGAGAAUCAUUUGGAGGGCAAAAACUACUACGCAAAGCCGAUUAUCACUUGGGUCAAAAAGUUAACGCAAUGUUUCGAAUACAAUGCAAUCAAAGGCAGAAUAUGACAUCCCGAAAUAAUUUGAGCUACGACAAGAAGCACAUGGUGGUUUUUGCUACUUUGGAUGGUGGCCUAGGAUAUUGUCUGCCAUUGCCCGAAAAAACAUAUCGUCGUCUUCUCAUGUUGCAGAACGUGUUGUUGAUCCAUAGCGAGCAUUUAUGCGGUCUUAACCCAAAAUCGUUCAGGACUAUUAAAAGCAGCAAAAAACUACAAUCGAAUCCUGCAAGAUGUAUUGUUGAUGGUGAUCUUGUUUGGUCAUAUUUGGAUUUACCGUUCACUGAAAAACAAGAAGUCGCGAAAAAGAUCGGCACGAAAAUGGAAGAAAUCUAUGCAGAUUUAUUAGAAAUCGAGAAUGUUACACUUGCAUUUUAA